GUUCUUAACCUCAAGACUCUGGAAGAGCGACUCGCGUGCGCGGCUCGGUGGCCCGUCCCGGUAGUUCAUCUCGCGUUCGCCUCUGAGAGGAUAUGGCUACGCACCGUACUGCUUCUUCAGCGAAGCGAAAUACUCUCAGAUUGAUAUAAGAAUGAGGUGCCAGUGGAGGGGAGAACGUCAGAACCGUUACCUACUCACUGAGUUACAGUUCAAGAUACUAGCGCGAGCCUCCACAACAAUCUAUCCAACAUGUCAACUCCUAUGAGCGUCACUACCGCCAAUAUCACUGGCAAGUUCGUGAAGAACAAAUCGCUGAGCGACAACCUCGACGAAGUUCUCAAGCUGCAAGGCAUCCCCUGGCUUCAGCGCAAAGCUUUCAACGCCGUCAACCUUACCUCAGGCUUCAGGCAGCACACCGACCUGACCACCGGCGUUGAGGUCGUGGAGAUAUUCAACUCCGUCUCUGCCGGCGGCCCCAGUGGAGAACCCUCUAACACGCGCACCUUGGAUUUCCAGGAGCGAAGAGAGGAGAGCGAGAGGCUCGGGAGCGUCGUGGCCAAGUCAAAGCGCGUGGACGUUGCUGAGAUGGGUGAUGUGUUCUUUAGGGAUGGGUGGACGGAGGACACAGUAGAGUCUAAGGUGAUUCAUAUCAUCAUGAGCGGUAACGUCGGACAGAGUGACGCUUGGACGAUGGAGCAGGUGUGGGGAUUCGAGAACAAGGACGGAGAAAGGAGGCAUGCGAGGCGCAUCAAGUUCACGUCUGCGAAGGUACAAGAGGCAUAUAAGCUUCGCCUUUACUUCGACUACGUUGGCCCAUUCUAA
Messenger RNA from Coniophora puteana RWD-64-598 SS2, 822 nucleotides. RefSeq lists its product as uncharacterized. Bases 250 to 822 code for a protein of 190 amino acids. The record is from RefSeq and is a predicted model, not a curated record. Lineage: Eukaryota; Fungi; Basidiomycota; Agaricomycetes; Boletales; Coniophoraceae. The transcript is spliced from 4 exons.